Blepharisma stoltei is the source of this 297-nucleotide messenger RNA. NCBI's taxonomy places the organism in Eukaryota, Ciliophora, Heterotrichea, Heterotrichida, Blepharismidae. The record is from the annotation of a GenBank genome assembly.
AUGUCUGAAGAAGUGACUCCUCUCACACCUCAAGAAAUUGUUGAGUUUAAUGAAGCUUUAUUAACCUAUUUAACUCAUCACGACUCAUCUAGAUUAGAAGAACUCUUUAGAUUAUUUGAUAGAAACCAUAAUGGAUCACUUAGUGAGUUAGAAAUCAAAACUGUGAUGGAGCAAGUGUCUGGGCAUGGAUUUAGUGAUCAACAAGUCCACGAUAUGAUCAGGGCAGCAGAUAAAAACAGUGAUGGAAGCAUUGAUAUUCGAGAAUUUAUAAAUGUUAUGAAGCAUCUCACAGAUUAA